Messenger RNA from Anolis carolinensis (green anole), 1288 nucleotides. Its product is annotated as protein NKG7-like. The record is from RefSeq and is a predicted model, not a curated record. The transcript has 5 exons. The coding region runs from base 77 to 676 and encodes 199 amino acids. Gene Ontology annotation, cellular component: plasma membrane. Lineage: Eukaryota; Metazoa; Chordata; Lepidosauria; Squamata; Anolidae.
CACUGGAUGGAACGUGCUAACGGGCCUUGAUUUCAGGAAGAGAGCACUCUUUUGCCAGCCUCCGCUUUCUACCAAAAUGCUACCUCAAAACACAGAAAGAGAACAUGCCACCGUUUCCUUGAGAGACGCAAGUAGCGUGGAGUCACAGCAACCAAACCCAUUCUUGUCAAAUCCCUUGAAGUUCAGCAGUGGGAUUUGCUCUGCAGGUAGUCUCUUGGUGCAGUUCACUUCGCUGACUACGUCUUACUGGGUGCUGGAGUCUACCCCCAAAGGACUGGUCCAUGGCGGACUCUGGAGAAUCUGCAUGGGUCCGACAUGCUUUUUCUAUCGGUUCCAUUUAUUAGCCCCCCAUAUCCACGUGGCUCGAGGAUUUCUGUUGAUGGCUUGCUUCUGUGGACUCAUCUCAUUGCUAUGCAUUUGUGUCUCUUUUGAACACAAUUACUUGUACGGCAUAUCAGUGAUCCGAACUGCUGGCUACUUGAACCUCCUUGCAGGUUUUCUCAUCAUGAUUGGCAUGAUUGUUUUCACAGCUGUUUACAGGAGAUCCAAAGCUUACACAGAUUUUUUACUCAUAUUUGGUUCCUCUUACGGCUUGGGCUGGGCCUCCAUUCCUAUGUAUGCAAUGACUGGUAUACUGCUAGUGCUGACUCACAAAACAAUUGUCUCUGAGCUCUAGGUCCAGUCUUCCCCAUAGAUAUGAAAAACGACCAGUGGUAGAUCGGUUGGUUUUGUAGAUGACUAUUCCAAGAAUUGGAUUGUUUUUGUUUUUUUAGUUGGGUGUAAGUUGCGUGUCAAGGGUGGCACAAUGAGCUACAAUGAAUUUAUUGUUUCAGUUCAUAUGUAGUUGCCAGACUCCAUGGUUUGACCAUCAUAAGUGGGUUUCAGCUCCACUCCAAUGCCCUGUAUUUUGUAGUGCCCAAACAAGGCAAAGUACAUCUUUUUUGUGUGGAUGCAGCAUAUUAUUCGCCUCUGCUCCAGAAAAGAAUGAUAGUGGCCUUCGAGACAAACUUUGAUGUGCAAUUCAGGAUAUGAGAAGGAGAGAAAAGGACCAGUAGGAAGCACGUGGACCUGAAGACAUUUUGGAACAACUAAAUUAUUGUUUGGACACUACAUCUGAAAAUACAUGUGAAGGCUAGUACUGGUUUAUGGCAGCCAUUGUUUUUUGCAUCCACUGGAAUCACUCAUUGGCGUUAGUUUCCUGCAAGCAGAAGAACUGAAGCCCAGCAAAGAUUUGCAGUGAGACUGUACAUAAUUAUUUUGCAAUUAAAGAAGAUAUUUUUGUUGUUAA